UCACUCACCAGCAUAUUCGCGCUGCAAGACGUGCACCAUCGCCCCAAAACCAACGUGCCAGCAAACAAGUCAUUAAAGCGCAGACAGCUGCGUUUUUUUUUUCUUUCUGGACUCCGCAAGAACAAGACGAGUGGCGCUCGCAGAAGCUGCGCCGCGUUUUUUUACGCACACCUUAUACAUUCGUCGUCACGCAGGGCGUGUUGUUGUUCGCUAACGUGCGGAUCCGGUCGCCGGCUCCAACCUGCCCUAUCAAGGGCACGUCUUAUCGGCUAGCGACCGCCUAUCGGUUUCUUCCGUCGAGCGAGAGCGAUCCGGCCAGCCGUGUAACGAAUUUCCUCUAGGUGGCGUUGGCGCACCUCGGCGCUCGCAGAGCAGACGCCUAUGCGUGCAUUAGGAGUUACGGAAAGUGAACCGCGUGUUCGCAUUCGUACGGCAGGGCCGUAGCAUGGCCGUAGUUUCUUCCCGCGCGCGCGCGGUUAUGACGCGUACGGCAGAAGCCGCGAAGUCGGUUGCGAGUCGGCCCAGUCGGGCGGCGGAGACCAUGCUGCGGCGCGUAUUCGAGCUGGUGAGCUGUCUGGUACGGUGGCUAGUAAGUCUGGCGUCUUUCGUCUUCGGCUGGCUACCGGUCGGCCGCGAACGUCUCGCGGGCGACGGCCGGCGGGUGCUGGUGAGCGGCUGCGACUCCGGCAUCGGCCUGCGGCUCGCGCAGAGGCUUCACGACGCCGGCUACCGGGUGCUGGCGGGCUGCCUGAAUGACGACAGCGAGGGCGCCCGACACCUGGCGACGCUGUGCGACGGCGAGUGUCCGGUGCAGGUGCUGCCUCUGGACGUCACCAGUGACCAGAGCGUCCAACGGGCCCUCGUCCAGGGACAGGUGCAGGACAAAGGCCUGUGGGGACUGGUGAACAACGCCGGAGUGUGCGUGCUCGGCGAGUUCGAGUGGAUGACACCGGAGCAAGUGGAGCGCACCAUGGCCGUCAACCUGUUGGGCACCCUACGGCUCACCAAGGCCUGCCUGCCCUUCAUCCGACGGAGCAAAGGUCGCGUGGUGAGCCUGAGCACCGUGGUGUCGGCGGCGCCCAGCUUCCCCUGCAUGGCCGCCUACUACGUCAGCAAGGCUGCCGUCGAGUCAUUUAGCCGCUGUUUGCGCCUCGAGCUGGCCCGGCACGGAGCGCACGCGAGCGUCGUCCGGCCCGGUGACCUGGUCAAGCACACGGCGCUCAUGGACCACCAGGCCGACGAAAACAAGGCGAGUGUGCGCACUCGUAAACUGGGGUGCAUAGCGCAAGAACGACACAAGGACGAAGCAAGAACACGGGUCGAGCGCCAACUUUCAACAAUUGACUUAUUGCAGCUGGCCAUGUGGGACUCCAUGGACGAGGAGCAGCGUCUCGCUCACGGGCCCCACCUGGCGGGCUUCGCGCGCGGCUGCCGGUCGAAGCAGGGCGCGCUGUCUCCGGGUCGACUCGACGACAGCCCGCUGUUCGGCCACGUCGAGCACGCGCUGGGCUCCCGGCGGCCACGCGCCCUCUACGUGAGCGACCGCGGCCUGUGGCCGCUGUUCCUGAGCACGCUGGCCCUGCUGCCCACGGCGGCGUCGGACGCGCUGUGGGUGCUCUACUACAUCUUCCUCGGGCGCCUCGGCGGCGACAGAGCUUCUUAG
Molecule: messenger RNA, 1663 nt
Organism: Dermacentor andersoni
Lineage: Eukaryota; Metazoa; Arthropoda; Arachnida; Ixodida; Ixodidae
Product: D-beta-hydroxybutyrate dehydrogenase, mitochondrial-like
Biological process (GO): steroid metabolic process
Cellular component (GO): intracellular membrane-bounded organelle
Molecular function (GO): oxidoreductase activity
Source: RefSeq, a predicted model, not a curated record